Molecule: messenger RNA, 735 nt
Organism: Capronia coronata CBS 617.96
Lineage: Eukaryota; Fungi; Ascomycota; Eurotiomycetes; Chaetothyriales; Herpotrichiellaceae
Exons: 1
Coding region: 1-735 (244 amino acids)
Source: RefSeq, a predicted model, not a curated record
AUGGCAACAACACCAGCAUACGACGCACCCAUCACAUUCUCGACCGUGAUCGACGACGACCACAACGCCAUCAACUGGGGCGCAGGCCGGCUGAAAAGGGCGCGGACCCCGUCCGAGCGAGCCCGCCUCCUCCGCGAAGUCACCUGGCUCCUCGUCCGACACGACGUCUCCGAGGACCUGGUCAUGCGGCCCGCCUUUAUCGAACAUCUGGGCGAAGUCGGGGUGCAGAUGGCCGAGCACGACCGAUCAGACCACGAACGGGCCAAAGUCGAGCUGUUGGCUCUAUUCGACCGCGUGCGUCUUGUCGAGUCGGAUUGUUCGACUCCUAUCGACACGGACACGGACACGGACACGGACACUACUACAUCCAGUAAGGCCAACGCUGUCCUCGACUUUGACGAGUUCGACAUGGUCAUCGAGAAGCUGUUCGCCGACCUGCUCGAGCACAUGAAGGUCGAGUCGGGCGAGCAGAUCCCCGCCCUGGAGCGGAUCCUGGAUCCUCUCGAAAGCCAGCGUCUCGGGAGAGAGUAUAUGAAGACGCAGGUCCUGACGCCUGACCUGGAGAUCGUGGAUAAAAGCGACGGGCUGACGAAACGGAAAGUCUGGAGAGAUGUCGAGGACUAUGCGCGCACCGAUCUCGCUGGGUUCAAGGAGAUUUAUGAUCGAUUGACCGAGGACCAGUUCAUGAUGGGCGUGAGGGCGUAUUAUCGACAAUACGUCAAUGGCAAGUUAUGA